Messenger RNA from Tachysurus vachellii, 1570 nucleotides. It is a transcript of the gene skap1, whose product is annotated as src kinase associated phosphoprotein 1. The record is from RefSeq and is a predicted model, not a curated record. Gene Ontology annotation, molecular function: protein binding. Gene Ontology annotation, cellular component: cytoplasm; plasma membrane. NCBI's taxonomy places the organism in Eukaryota, Metazoa, Chordata, Actinopteri, Siluriformes, Bagridae. The transcript is spliced from 12 exons. Bases 178 to 1314 code for a protein of 378 amino acids.
UCUCUUCCUCUAACACUCAGAGCCUGUGGGUGGCUGUCUGUGUCGCCACACCUUGUAGCUUCUUUUGGUACGUUGAAGAGACAACACACUAACUCAGAAAAGCUUUUCUAUAAAGAAAUAUAUGACAGGAUCCUUUAUAUAUUUUCAAGUUUUCAGUGGAGUACUUUCUGAGAAUUAAUGGGGACGAUUCCUGAUGACAUCAGAAGACUUCUCGAAGAUUGUGAGCUAUUUGUCUCAAGUAUUUUGCAGGAUGAGAACCUCAGCAGACAUGCACAAGAAACAAGAGAAAUAUUACUAAACAAUUUUCGAAUUGUCCACAACAGAAAUCCACAGGAAUUCCCAUACAGAUCUGAUGUUAGACAUGAGGACAGUUCAGAUGACAACCACAGUAGUCUGGGACGUUCUGCCCCUUCUGACGAUCUGUCUGUGGCAUCAGACUAUCAGGAGGAUACUGCACAAGAAUAUUUUGAAGAUAUUCCCAUGGUGGCAGCACAAGAUCUGAGUAAUAUUCUUAAGCAAGGCUAUCUGGAGAAAAAAAGACGUGAUCAUAGCUUCUUCAGCAUGGAGUGGCAGAAAAGGUGGUGUGUCCUGAACAAUACCAUAUUCUACUACUUUGGAAGUGAAAAAGACAAACAGCAGAAAGGAUCUUUUUAUAUCAAUGGUUAUAGCGCAGAGCUGGUACCCAACUUGCGUAAAGACUCCAAGAAAAACUGUUGCUUUGAGUUGAAUGCUCCUGGAAGGCGAUCUUUUCAGUUCACUGCCAGCAGCCCCCGUGAGGCCAGGGAAUGGGUGGACCAAAUCAAUUUUGUCUUAAAGGACCUUAGCUCCAGCUUUAUCCCCUUUGAUGAUGAUGAGGAAGAGGAAGAGGAGGAUGAAGAGGAGGCAUAUGAUGACAUAGAAAGGGCAGCAACUGUGCCGCCUCUUCCCGGGCAGGUCUCUACAGUUGCCCCAGCUACAGCACCACCAACUGGUGGGAAGGUGGUGAAGAAGGACAGGGCAGUGACAGACAGCAGGGAAGAGGAAGAGGAGGAAGAGGAUAUCUAUGAAGUAUUGCCAGAGGAUGAGCUCUGUGACCAGGCUGAGGAGAGCACCAAGAGGAGCCAACGAGCAGAUCCAUCAUCAGAUUAUGCCAAUUACUAUCAAGGCCUGUGGGACUGUGAGGCAGACAAGCCAGAUGAGCUCUCGUUUUGUAGAGGAGACCUCAUCUACAUUCUGAGCAAGGAGUACAACAUCUAUGGCUGGUGGGUUGGUGAGCUGGAUGGUAAUGUUGGCAUUGUACCCAAAGAGUUCUUGCACCCUGCAUACAUUAUUUAAUCUGUUAAAGUAUGUAAAGCCCCACAUUCUUAGACAUGGACCUUGUACAAAGUUCAAGCCUCACCAAAAUCACCACAGACUUCCCAAAGACGUUCACCACAACCCACUGAUCAGAUGUGACUAUACUUCAAGAUUAGAAAUAAACAUGAAUAUGAUGUCCACCAUUCUACCAAUACUGACAUCUGUUAUGUAACAGCAAGGAUUAAUGCUGAAUUUCUGUUUCUUUUUUUAAUAAACUGAUGUGGUCAUCAAGAAA